UUGCCACGAUCAGUUUAUGCUACUUCACUCGCUGAUAACGUGUCGAGCGGAAAAGAGCUUGCACUCCUACUGACCGCGUUACGACUACUCCACACCUGUGGACACAACGAAUCGAGUUCCGCACUCCCUGACUGGCUGGAACCACUGAAUUCCAUCCACUGUUCGUAUAAUAGAGACUUUUUUGUUUUUUUACUUCGCGCACGAGUAAUUGAAGUGAUGAUGGUCUUCCAUGGAAGCGAGCUCAACUCGCCAAGCCCGCCAGCACAAGUGCCCACUGUGGACGAACCCGAGGAAGAACCAAAGAAAUCUCUUCAACAUGUCAAGCGCCCCAUGAACGCGUUUAUGGUUUGGAGCCAGAUCGAGCGUAGAAAAAUGGCCGAGGAGCACCCUGACAUGCAUAACGCCGAGAUCAGCAAACGUCUGGGAAAACGCUGGAAGCUGCUCUCGGAGGGUGAAAAGAGACCGUUUGUAGAGGAAUCGGAGCGUCUUCGCAUAAGACACAUGCAAGCUUAUCCCGAUUACAAAUACCGUCCGCGUAAGAAAAAGCAACCCAGUAAGAAGAAUAGCAACGGUGCACCAGAUAGUAAAAACUCGAAUUCCGCGGAAGGGCACUCAAGGAAGAACGUCGCAGAAGCGGCGGGCACCAAGCGCGAAGCCCUUCCCGGCGCGCACGGAUUUCCUGGCUUGAGUUCCUCCAAGAAACACGGCAGUUCCCUCGGCGAGCCUCCGUUCAAGAAGCAACGACGCGAUUUCGUUUCGCCGAUCACCCCACCACCGAAUGUUCCCGAUGCGAUCGGCACCACACCAGAGGACCCUAUUGAUCAGCUUUCGUUGUAUGACGACUUCGAGCAAGCGUUCAAACAAGAUCAGCAAGUGCCUACGAGUGUAAAUCACAACCAACAGAUUCCCAACUCGUGGCCAAGCUUAGAAUUUGGUAAUGUGAACUUCAAUGGCUUGCCUGUUUCCCCUUUGCUUGAUCUGAACGGGGCAAAUGGUGGCCAAUUUGAUUUUCCCGAUCUUUAUACCCCACCUGAGGUUUCUGAGCUUAUUCAAGGUCAGUGGCUAGAGAACUCUCUCGGACAUUUGUAGCUGAUUGUCGUUUUCGCCGUGAAAUGUUGUGCUGGUGGAAGGACACUACUUUUGACUUGUGGAAUUUCCCCUUCUAGAGAUUUUUAUAAGCUUAAAAACAUUCGCGGGGUUGUUGUUUGAACCCUUCGUUUUUUCUAACCGCUAUGGACACGUUAUCUGUGUAUAGUUUUUUUUUCGACCGAAGAUUUAUUUCGUUCAUUUUGUAUUGACUGGUGUAUUCUCGUUUUAGAGAGCUUUUAUUAAGAUAAUUGUACAAAAAAGGAUCCUAAAUAAUUUAAAAGUUCUCCGAAGUGCUGUAUUUUUACGAAUUUCUCUUUUCCCUCGCCAUGAAGCGUGUUUAAAAGUGAAUCAAAAUUGAAGAGGAGAAAAUUAUAAUACUAUUAUUAUGAAAAUUUAAA
This is a messenger RNA of Pocillopora verrucosa, 1487 nucleotides long. RefSeq names its product transcription factor Sox-11-like. The record is from RefSeq and is a predicted model, not a curated record. Gene Ontology annotation, biological process: cell differentiation; anatomical structure morphogenesis; regulation of DNA-templated transcription. Gene Ontology annotation, molecular function: RNA polymerase II cis-regulatory region sequence-specific DNA binding; DNA-binding transcription factor activity, RNA polymerase II-specific. NCBI's taxonomy places the organism in Eukaryota, Metazoa, Cnidaria, Anthozoa, Scleractinia, Pocilloporidae.